Parascedosporium putredinis is the source of this 3639-nucleotide messenger RNA. The record is from the annotation of a GenBank genome assembly. Lineage: Eukaryota; Fungi; Ascomycota; Sordariomycetes; Microascales; Microascaceae.
AUGGCUGAUCCCAACAACUAUACCAUCGGCUGGAUCUGCGCCAUAGAGGCAGAAUAUAUCGCCGCACAAGAAUUCCUAGACGACGAGCACGAACCGCCGAAUUCCGUUUCACCAAACGACACCAAUGACUAUACAUUGGGUACAAUGGGGAAGCACAACGUCGUAAUCGCUGUGUUGCCUGAUGGUGAAUAUGGGCUAUCUUCCGCAGCUAUUGUUGCCACGAACAUGCUACAUAGCUUUCCUAAUGUUAGGAUAGGCUUGAUGGUCGGCAUCGGCGGCGGUGCGCCAAGUGAGAGGCACGACAUUCGCCUCGGCGAUAUCGUAGUCAGCGCACCUCGUGACGGGGAGAGCGGGGUGUUCCAGUAUGACUUUGGCAGGACGAUCCAAGAUCAGGCCUUUCAACACACGCGAUUUUUGAACCAGCCCCCGACAGCUCUGCGAACGGCAUUGACCGGGAUCCGGGCCCAGUACAAGAGGAAAGGACAUCAAAUUGAAGAGGCUAUCAAUGCUGCUCUGGGAAAGAAUCCGAGGCUACGACGGGAUUACGGACGGCCGCAUCCAGAUACUGACAGACUAUUUAAUGCCCGAGUUACUCACGACUCGAGAGGCUGCGCCGCAUUCUGUGCCAGUGAGCCAUCCUGCUUAGUGCCACGGCACGAGCGUACCGAACACGAGGAUAAUCUGGCAAUUCACUAUGGCUUAAUUGCUUCAGCAAACCAGUUGAUGAAGGACGCCCUAGUUCGAGAUAGGCUGGCAACAGAAAAGGACGUUUUAUGUUUUGAAAUGGAAGCAGCAGGGCUCAUGAAUCACUUUCCAUGUCUUGUUAUUCGGGGCAUAUGCGACUACUCAGACUCGCAUAAGAACAAGGACUGGCAAGGGUAUGCCGCAAUGGCGGCCGCUGCAUUUGCGAAAGACCUUCUUGGUCGAAUCGCUCCAAAUAAAGUUGAAGCUGAGGGGAAGAUUUGUGACGUCCUAUCUGGCAUACAUAAGACUGUAGAAGAAAGCCGAGACAUUGCAAUGGAGGGGCUCCAGGUCCACAAAGAUCUCGCCAAAGAGAGAAUGACCGAAAAGGAAGAAAAGUGCCACCAGCUAUUCUACAGCCAAACUGGAACCCCAUACGAGUGGUACAAGGAUCGAGUGGCAGAGAGAGUUGACGGCACGUGCAUGUGGUUCCUUGAGCAUGAGAACUUUCAGAAGUGGUUAAAACAGGAGUCCGGUCCUCUGCUCGUCUCGGCGGACCCUGGCUGUGGGAAAUCGGUGUUGGCCAAGUACCUGAUCGAUCGGUACCUCGCCGAUCAGUACUCGCCGCAGCCGGCAACCAUCUGCUACUUUUUCUUUAAAGAUUCGGACCAGAACACCGUUCGCCAGGCGCUUCGUGCCCUGCUCCACCAAUUGUUCUCUCAGAAGCCGUCUCUCAUCAAACAUGCUUUGUCCUAUCUCAAGGGGCAUGGAGACGGCCUGAUUCAGUCCACGAGAUCGCUCUGGGCGAUUCUAAGGGAUGCCACAUGUGAUCCCCAAGCAGGGCCUGUCACCAUAGUACUGGAUGCCCUGGAUGAAUGUGCUGAAUCAGAAUUGCCAGACCUAGUGUGUAAUGUGGAGAGCCAAUUCUGCACCGACCAGGUUGGCCAUAACAAGUUAAAGUAUCUUCUGACAUGCCGCCCGUAUCAGCAGAUCGUGUCCAAGUUUUACGGCCUGUUGGCAACCUUUCCAAAUAUCCGUAUACCAGGGGAAGAAGAGUCGGAGACUAUUAGUCAGGAGGUGAACCGCGUUAUUAAGCACCGGAUCGAUAAACUACCGACCAGGGACGAGACUAACGUCCAAGCAGAAGGCCUUACACCCAGACUCAAAAGACACCUAGAGAAAAGACUACAGGAGAAUACGCACCGCACCUAUCUCUGGGUAUACCUUGUAUUCGACUACCUGGAGAAUGAAGACUUCAAGAGGACACCAAAGGGGGUCAACUCUGCGCUUGAAACACUUCCAAGAAAUAUCAAUGAGGCAAUCUAUUGGCUGUGGGAUAGCCAACGGGAAUUUACGAGUCUUGGGCUAGCGUCCUAUCUUGGACAUGAUGCCGUGGUCAAGGAGCUGCUUAAGAAUGGCGCCGAUGUCAACGAGAAGGGUAAGUACGGUGAGACACCGCUAGGGAUAGCGAUAACACAAGGGUAUGUAUCGACCGCCGAGCGGUUGAUCGUGGCAGGCGCCGAUGUCAACGUGAAAGGCGCCGAUGUCAACGUGAAAGGCGCCAAUGUGAACGACGAUAUUCAGAUUGUUGUAAAACGCUUAGAGGAGGCGUGUCGCUACGUUCUACUUGUCAAGUCUCAUCCGCUCCUCGUUUCCGGCAUUCUUGCCUUGUGCACCACCCUCUGCCAUGCUGCGGAUGACAUCAAGACGCUCCGCGUGCCUGAUGGUCCUGGCCCAGCAGCGCCUGUUGUCGGUGGAUCCUUUGUCUCGUACUCGAUCGAGUUUGCCAACUUUCACGACUUCGUGGGCAAUGCUUCGCAUCCAAACGACCUCACUCUCCGCUUAGUGCAGAAUCUCGCCAACGUGGCAGGCUCCUACCCUCGUAUCCGCAUCGGUGGAUCGACCGCCAACCGCGCCACCUACGUGCCGGAUCAAGAGCAGGCCAUCCUCUUGAACUUUACGACGCCGGGCGCCGAUCAACCCACGUCGCUUACGUGGGGCCCUUCCUGGCUCCGAGGAUUCGACGUUCUCCCGUCCAAGGUCAAGUAUACUCUUGGCCUGCCCUUUAACUCUGGCGCGGCCGGGGAGGAGAAUACUUUGGCUUCGGCAAAGGCGGCGUACGGGGGUUUGCAAGACAAGCUUUACGCUUUCCAGAUUGGCAAUGAGUUUGAUGUGUUUCCGGUUGACCGGGAGAAUCAGCCGUGGAACAUAGCGAUAUGGGCCAAGCAAUGGCUCGAGCGGAGCGAAGCCGUGAUGGACAUGCUUUCGAGCUCAUUCAACCGCGGACGAGAUCCCAUCUUCCAAACUGGAGUAUUUGUUCCUCCUGGAUCCAUCACGAGUGAUACCAGUUGGACCCCGCAGGCCGCCAUUGAGAAUGGCGUCACUUCCCAGGGGACGGUCAACAGUUUCUCUAUUCACCAGUGCCAAGGGCUGGCUGGAGUGUCUGAUGUCUUUGGAUCGGCGCUUUGGGCCGUCGACUACGCUCUCUACGCCGCAUCCCUGAACGUCAGCUCUCUCCAUUUCCACAUGGGCACCGGCUACCGGUACUCUGCCUGGCAGCCUAGGCUCAACGGCACCACCCUUCCCGGCCCCCGGCCCUUGUACUACGGCCAUCUCGUGGCCGCCGAAGCCCUUGCUGGCGGCAACAAGCAGGUCAAAAUCCUGGCCAGCGAGCCCUCCUUCUCCGCCUACGGCAUCUACACGAACGGCGAUGCGCAGAAGCUCAGACACAUCGUGCUGGUUGACCUUCGCGAGCACCUCUCGUCCGCCACGGCCCGCCCGACGACUCGGAUCCGAACUGACAUUGAGUGGGCUGGUCAGCGGGUGAGUGACGAGGGCAACGUAGAAGGCGAAGUCGUCUUGGAAACGGUCAAGGGUGGCGACGUUGAGCUUGCGGCGGGUGAGGUCGUUAUGCUCUCGUUUACGCCGAGGUGCAAGAGCGGACACACGCGUUCAUGA